This is a messenger RNA of Triplophysa rosa, 666 nucleotides long. RefSeq names its product testicular haploid expressed gene protein-like. The transcript has 3 exons. Lineage: Eukaryota; Metazoa; Chordata; Actinopteri; Cypriniformes; Nemacheilidae. Bases 1 to 450 code for a protein of 149 amino acids. The record is from RefSeq and is a predicted model, not a curated record. Gene Ontology annotation, biological process: spermatogenesis.
AUGGCUUUGGUGACAGAUGAUCGAUUUCAUUGUCUUGCUGACUCGCAGUUGAGUGUUGCAGUUCAAACUGUCAGAGCGAGCCCGAGGAUCUGUCAGCUGGCGCAGCCAAAACGGAUGAAGAUGAUGUUGAACGGCUUCAGUGCUGAAUCAAGUGGCCACACAGUGACCGUUCCCACGGCGACACCAUCCCCACGUUUACUGCAGCUGGCCUCUCCUAAACAGGUCCAUCCACAGCACGCUCUCGACCGGCCGGUGUCUUGGCCGAUUCCAAAUCACAUUCUGAAGACCUCAGCCAGCGAGAGACUGCGCCUUCUGGCUCGACCGAAGACCCGUCAGGCCCUGUUUGAGGCGUAUGACCCUUACAGCGUCAGUCCUGCUGCCCGGGCGGCCACUGCUUCUCCCAGACUGCUGGAGCUUUCUUUACCAUUACCACGGAAAUGUAAAACCUAAUACACGCCGUUCCUCCAUCUGUAUGAAGUACAUACAGUACAUUAUUUUAGAGUUUCAUUUUUUAGGAUGAUGUAUUCUGUGUCAUUUAGAAUGUAAUGUGAAUUCUGACAUUUAAACAUGCUGUACGGUCAAUAUGUAGCUAUAGAAGUAAAGAAGUGUGCGUCCUUGUGAAAUAAGCAAUGCAUCCACAAGGGUUUUGUGUUUGCUGUCAGGUUU